UGAAAGAUUGAAACUUCUACAACAUUUCUACCAUUUGGGUUUGUGGGGUAUCUCUAUAAUUUCCUUUCCAUCUUUUAAAUUUUUGAGGUUUUGUCACUUGAUUAUCUGCGAAAAACGAAAAUGUUGUGCUUUUUGGGUUCUUGAUUAUCUUGUAGUGUCUAUGUUGCCGGUUGAUUAGAAACUUUAGACUGGCGUUAGAUGGCGGGAGUCAACGGAUGAGUAAAGGCGUAAUGUAGAAGGUUGCGGUAAAGAGGGCAGUUGAUUAUUAUGCUCUUUAGUUGAAAAUAAUAUGUGGUUAGUUGUAACUGCCUGUGAAAAAAGGAUGCCUGAAAGUUAAAGAGGGGAAGAAGGAGGGUUUAAGCAAUCAAUGGCAUUCGUGGAGCCGAAUCACUUGCAUUUUUUGGGAAACGGAAGAGCAAGCUAACUUUUUGGGUUUCGUUGAGUUAAUUUGCAUCGUAUUGACUCUACCAGCACAUUCCUUACAAGAGUCGAAGUAUCGUGAAUCUGUGAUAGAGGAGCAAUUGCCAUCGUUCCAUAAUGCAAGCUGCUGAUAUUUUGUUAUGGAAGCGGGGGCGUGUUUCCUUUGUCACUAUCAUUGUUGCUACAGUUGCCUGGCUUGUGUUUGAGCGGUCUGGACUAUCAUUCUUAUCAAUUUGUGCAGACGUCUUGCUGAUUUUGGUUGUACUCUUAUUCCUUCGUGCCAACUAUGCUGAUUUCAGAAAUAAACAACUGCAAACAUUACCGGAGCUAGUUGUAUCAGAGGAAAUGGUUCAUAAUGUUGCAGCGUCGUUCCGUGUUAAAAUCAACAAUGUGUUGCUUAUGGCUCAUGACAUCACUCUUGGCAAAGACUUUAGACUAUUCUUCAAGGUGGUGGUUUGUUUGUGGCUCUUGUCCGUCAUUGGCAGCUUUUUCUCCUUUUUUACGCUUGCCUAUAUCGGUUCAAUCUUGUCGAUAACACUUCCAGCCUUAUACAGCAAAUAUGAAGAGACCGUGGAUAGGUGUUUCGGAAAUAUCCACCGGCAGUUUUCAAAGCAUUAUAAAAUAGUGGAUGAUGGUGUUUUCAACAGACUUCCCAGAAAUGUACCCAAGGACAAAGAUUCGUAAGCCGGAUAAUUUAGAUUCAGACGCUUAGUCAUCAAUAUCGUACUGUUAGGUUUGGUAUUUCGUUAUAAAGUCAUCGAUAUGUUGGAUACUUCGCCGCUGCUUCCUCAUACAAGGCCCGGCAUAAUUUUCCGUUCUUUUCGUUCAUGUUCCAUCGUCUGUACGCUGCUUUGUAGUUGUGUUGGUCAGGAUGUGAAACUUGAGGUCUUCUUCAACGAGUGAACAUUUCGGAUAUCGAAUGAAAAUGCAAGUGACCUUGUUCACUGAAUCACUGUAAACAUCAUCCGCGAACCAAACAAAGUGCACCUGCAGCGAAUAUCGAAUGAAAAUGCUGGUGAGUUUUCAAGAUCAUUCAAUUGAUCAAGGGAUUGAUCGUACUAGUAAGGUCUUCCACAAAUUCAUCCAUGAAAAUGUAGGUCAUUCAAACUCCUUAAUUGCAGAUAAAUGUACUGUGGCUGCUUCAUUGUACGGAUAUCUGGAAGAAUAUGAUAGUUAAGAAGAGAUUAAUUUGUCAGUCA
This is a messenger RNA of Pyrus x bretschneideri (Chinese white pear), 1619 nucleotides long. Its product is annotated as reticulon-like protein B16. The record is from RefSeq and is a predicted model, not a curated record. The transcript has 5 exons. Lineage: Eukaryota; Viridiplantae; Streptophyta; Magnoliopsida; Rosales; Rosaceae. Bases 538 to 1104 code for a protein of 188 amino acids.